This is a messenger RNA of Papilio polytes (common Mormon), 3930 nucleotides long. It is a transcript of the gene Syn, whose product is annotated as synapsin. The record is from RefSeq and is a predicted model, not a curated record. NCBI's taxonomy places the organism in Eukaryota, Metazoa, Arthropoda, Insecta, Lepidoptera, Papilionidae. The transcript is spliced from 14 exons. Gene Ontology annotation, cellular component: synaptic vesicle; synaptic vesicle membrane. Bases 1 to 1998 code for a protein of 665 amino acids. Gene Ontology annotation, biological process: neurotransmitter secretion. Gene Ontology annotation, molecular function: ATP binding; metal ion binding.
AUGUUGUUCAACCUGUAUCGCAAAUGUCCGUAUGAAAAGAGGGCGCUGCGGUCGGACAUGUCUCCGCCCAAAAUCAAUAAUCCAGUGGCUUGCGCUGUCCCGCCGAUUUUCACAUCAGUAUCUCGAGCUGUCAAAAUAGAGCGGUCGGGGUGUCCUGGCAUCUGUGGCCCGCAGGCCGCGACCACAUCAACCCUGUCUUUCUCAAGCUUCCGAAAUUCCUUCACUUCAAAUGUCAAUUACCUGAAAAGAAGAUUCAGCUCGGGGGACCUGCAAUCCGAGUGCGAUGAGGGCGAGGUGGACCCCUACACCGGCCGCCCGGCCACCACCAGCCAGCCUAAGCCGCAACCGCAGCACCAGCGGCCCGUCUCGCAGGCUACUGGUGGUAGCAUCGGCAGUGCCUCCAGUGUGUCUGCGAGUUCGGCUGCGGGCACGGGUAGCGCGGCGGCGGCGGGCCCGGCGCCUGCUGGUGGCGACCUGUCCCUCAACUUGCGUGGCGGAUCUCGAGGCACUUCGGCGCCCUCCUCACCUGCCAAGUCCCGGGAAUCGCUAUUACAGCGCGUGCAGUCUCUCACCGGUGCUGCUAGAGACCAGGGCGCCAACUUGUUAGGCAGCGUAACAUCUGUGGCGUCAGUGGGUCGCGGUUACAACCGAGAUCGCUGCGUCACGCUGCUUGUUGUGGAUGACCAGAACACUGACUGGUCCAAGUACUUCCGCGGCCGCCGGCUCCCUGGCGAGUGGGAUAUAAGAGUCGAACAAGCCGAGUUUAAGGAGCUGUCCGUGACGGCGAGUUCUGACGGCGCCAACGUGUCUAUGGCGGUCUAUCGCAGUGGCACUAAAGUGACGCGAUGUUUUAAGCCGGACUUCGUGCUGGUGCGUCAGAACGUGCGCGACGCUGGCGCAGACCACCGCGCGUUGCUGCUCGGACUCAAGUUCGGCGGCGUGCCUUCCAUCAACAGUCUCAACUCUAUAUACCACUUCCAGGAUCGUCCGUGGGUGUUCGGCCACUUACUCCAGUUGCAGCGUCGUCUCGGCAGAGAGAACUUCCCGCUGAUAGAGCAAACCUACUACCAUAACUACACCGACAUGGUGACGGCGCCCAAGUUCCCGGUGGUGAUCAAGAUCGGACACGCGCACAGCGGCGUGGCCAAGGUGAAAGUGGACUCUUUGACCGACUUCCAGGACAUCGCGGGCGUAGUUGCAAUGUUGGGCACUUACUGCACCGUGGAGCCGUACAUCGACGCCAAAUACGACAUUCAUAUACAAAAAAUUGGCACCAACUACAAAGCUUUCAUGCGCAAAUCUAUAUCUGGCAAUUGGAAAACCAAUCAAGGCUCAGCCAUGCUUGAAGCGAUUGGAAUGAACGAUAGAUAUAAAAUGUGGAUAGACGAGGUGAGCGAGAUAUUUGGUGGACUGGAGGUUUGCGCGCUGGAAUUGGUAGUUGGCAAGGAUGGUCGUGAACACAUCAUUGAGCUGAACGACUCCGCUACUUCCUUCAUGGGCGACACGCAGGAAGAAGACCGGCGCCACCUGGCGGAGCUCGUGCUGCAACGCAUGCAGGCGGUGUGUCGUCCGGGAAUAACGAAGACAGCGUCCCGCAGCUCUGUAUCUGGCAGCGGCGCGGCGUCGCCCGAGGAGCGCGGGCCCGGCGCCGUGCCCGGCGGCCCGCCCAGCGCCCCGCCGCCGGCGCCCCUCGCCAGCGGAGCCAGCAUUGACCGCCCGUUGCCGCCCAUCCCCGCGGAACCCGCGCAGCCGCCGCCGCCCCCGCUCGCACGACGCGACUCGCAAGCAUCUCAAUCAUCUACGGUAUCAUCGGCGUCGGCGGCUCCGAGCACCGCCAGCGGAAGCGCGCCGGGCGCAGCGCCUCCCGCUGCGGGCUCCGCUGGCGGCCGCGGCGGCUUCGCCCGCCAGGGCUCCCUCAGCGCCGCGCUCACCGAGGACGCAGAAGACACCAUGAAGAACCUCAGGAAAACAUUCGCCGGCAUAUUCGGCGAUAUGUAAACUCUACAAAAAUCCCAGAGUGUAUUACUAAAAAUUCCCACUUUAUAAUAUCAGGUCCGGACUAUGUAUUUUAAUGUAGAUUGAUUUUUAAUAAAAAUUACAUUAUUUUUCCUUUGAUAUUGAUAAAAUAAGGACAUUAAUGUUCAUUGGAUAUCUAGAAUACUCAAUUUCAUUUUAAUCAGUUUCAUGUUAAGUCCGGCCCUAAACUUUUCUAAAAUAAUAUAAUAUUAAACGUCCGAUGUCGAACACUUAACAGUAUCUUCGGUACACUAAUUGUUGCAUAAUGUUUAAUUCAAAGUAUCAUCUUUUUCAUAGAUUUCAACUUAGUAACUACAUAACAGUACUAUCUUAAAGAUUGCAUAAAGAAUACAUCUAAAUAAUAACUUUGUUUAAUCUAUAUUGGCACCGGUGAGAAAAUACGAAAUAAUAGUUUUAAAUGUAUGAUAACGUUAGAUUUUUACAGUAAGUUUGUAAUAAAAAAUAAUCAACUGAGCUGCAUUGUGAUCGAACUGUUCGGUAUCCGGUGCCGUGCCGUACCGUACCGUGUCGUACGGUAGCGCCGUGCCGUAGCGCGCCGUGCUGUGCCAUAAAGUACCGUACUAUGCGGUAGCGCCGUGCCGUAGCGCGCCGUGCUGUGCCGUGACGUACCGUGCUAUGCGGUAGCGCCGUGCCGUAGCGAGCCGUGCCGUGCCGUGACGCACAUAGUUUCUCUAUCACUGUCUCCAACUCUUGGACACGUUUCUUCAGCCGCCGUGACUUCGUAGAGUAGCGGCGGCUUCGCUAGCACAAUCUGUACCUUCAUUGUUAUGAAACAUGUUAUAUUGUAAUGCUAAGUAUCAUAUAUCUAUUACAUAUGCGCAUUUAAACGCUGUGUGUACUCCAGGUAAACCUUUCCUCAUAGAAAUCUUUGUUAUUAUCAUAUGCAUUUCAGUAUAUUGUUACUCAUUAAAAAUAGUAUUAAAAUUCGCUAAAAAACAGUACUUCAGUAUUAUAAUAAUACAUUAUCACUUUAAAGUACAAUUCAUUUUUCUAUUGUUCAAAGAUUUGGUGAAACAAAUCCAAGAAUUUUUAAAUUUUUACUUAAUGUUAAAUAAUGUAAGAUCAUAUCAUUAUUAAUUAAUAUAAUUUUGACGUAUACGGUUGGGCCAAGAAUGUAGGAAAUGGAAAACAUCUGGAUGGGAACAAAAUAGAAAAGAAAAAGUUAACAUCAAGUUAGGCCUAACUUUAAUGUAGUUUAAUUUACAUGAGUUUAAUGCAUUUAAUCAUUGACCAUUAAAAUUGAAGGUAAUUUUAAGGUUAUUGAAUAUUUAAACCAAAGAGUGUAGAUCUCUGACAUGAAAGAACACAUCGGUAGUUAGGCAGGAAAUGGCGUGAGCAAUUUUACAAUGGACAAUAUUGUUAGAAGCAAGUAUAACCCACAUUUUAUAUAAUCUUAUAGUUAAUCUCGUAAUUUUAAGAACUAUUUAGAUUGUUAUUCAUGGCAUCGUUUUAAUUGGUUUUACUAUGUAUCUGCUUAAUGUAAAUCUCCUACAGCAAUGUGUAACACUUCGAAAACUAUAAAAAAAAACGAACUGUCAACUUAUCGCAUUAAAAUAAAAUAAACUUCAUUCACAUUCCACAAACAAUAACGAAAACAGAUAAGGUCCGGUCGCUGGAGAUCAGGGCGACAUAACCUCCCCUUAUGUCUAUUUGAAAUAAGACCGUACAUUCAUUUUAUCCUCUUCUUAGACCUAGUUCAUUGGCUGGCAACUCCCACGUAAACAUUAUUGCAGAUACAUUCGUAAAAUUUUAAAUAAUUUAAUCCAUUAUGCUUAAAGAGUUUGCGAAGUAGUAAUGUUCGAUUUAAGCGUUGUUACCUAUUUAUUCUUCAUGCGCUUCUCUACGUAUUAUAAAAUUUAAUCUUUCAUACAUCCUACUAUAUAUUAAUCUUGU